Rhinichthys klamathensis goyatoka is the source of this 2310-nucleotide messenger RNA. It is a transcript of the gene zpax4, whose product is annotated as zona pellucida protein AX 4. The record is from RefSeq and is a predicted model, not a curated record. The transcript has 17 exons. Lineage: Eukaryota; Metazoa; Chordata; Actinopteri; Cypriniformes; Leuciscidae. The coding region runs from base 64 to 2286 and encodes 740 amino acids.
AGGAUAGUGUUAUUGCCUUUUUGGUAGUGGUUUAAGCUACCAUACUUCAGUUAAUCAGUGGCUAUGGGUGUUGGAUUUGUUUCAGGAGGGGUGCUUUUCCUGUGUGCUGUAUCUUUUGCUCUACGUGACUUCAAAAGCAUGUUCCAGCAGUCCCCCAGUCCGCCGCAAGUUCCCAUUGAGGUUGAGUGCAAGGACCGCUCCCUGUUCAUCUCAGUAGACAUACCAUCCUCUGGCGUUAAGCCUCGCUUUGAGGCAGUUGAUGCCACAGGUGUCUAUCCUGUUACAGACCUCUAUGGGGCUCAGUGUGGUUACACUUACUCUGUCGAUCCCCUGUUGGGUCGUGUUGUUCUCAGAUCCUCAUACUUCUCCUGUCACACAGACAAUCAGAAUGAUGAGGUCUUCACCUUCAUGUUCGGUGUGAUCAUUACAGAUGAGCGUGGUGGUGAAUUAUUUUUCAAUGUCUCCAAGACUUGCGCUGUUUCUCCUUUUUCUCCAAGAGAGAUUACUUGUGAGGAGAACUACAUGGAGGUGUCUGUGACAACUGAUCAUCUUUGCCCUACAGCCAGCAGUGUUAAAGGUUUCUCUGUGCCCCGAAGUUCAUUGGAGGCCUGGCAGGUGAUGCUACAGCAAGAUGGACAGCAGUCUGAAGUCAUGUCGCCUGAAGAUGCUGCUGCUCUGGGCUACUUCAUAAUGAUCACACCUGGCAGACUUGUGUUUCGGACAACCUUUGGACAACCUUAUGCUUCUGUCAAAAUGGUCAGUGGUGUUGCAGUUGAAGUGAUCCAAGCCACUGUGUUUUUUAGACAGAACUGGAUGGUUGUCAUGGUGGACCUGGUUGCUUCCUGCUCACUGGAUGAAGGCUUUUUUGAUGGCUACAGACUUCACUGGAGGACCCCUGCAGUAAUGACUCCUCUGGCUGGUCCACCCUCUGAGUUAAGGAGUGAGUCAAUAGAUGUGGGAGUUAAUGGUGAGCUCCUAGAUGAACAGAACUUGAUAGACCGAGGCUACUCUGUGACAUUCAAUGAAGGGGCCGUUGUCAGUAGCAUCCCCUUUGCUUCAGUGGGAGGGACUAGAAAGAGCUUUGUGAUCGACGGUAUGUAUCAUGAGCUGUACACCGUCCAGCUGACCUACCAGCAAAAGUUUGUGGACCAGAAUGGUGUGGACACCAAGUACAAUGCGUUCCAGCAAAUGGCCACUCCCGCAAUUCCUCGUGUUCCCUUUUCAAUUAACCAAACGACACCUGAGGAACGAGUCUUCACGGUCUACCUAGGUAAUAUUCCUUUUGAUGUGGAGCUGAUGUCCCUGGAGCUGAAUGGGCAGGAGUUAUCCGUGUCAACUGCCAUGCAGAUGGGAUGUUCCAUCACUAGAGUCCCACAAGACAAUAAUACUUUUGCGUAUAUCAUUAGAGUGCCAUUUGAUGCCCAAUUUGUUGUGAAGCAGCACAUUGCAGAGAACUUUUUGGAGUACUCUUUGGAAAUUAAGUGGACUUUGAAUAUCCUUCCUCAAAUGGAGCCCUAUUACUAUUUUUCCUCUCUGAGUGCUUCCAUUCAUGAUGUCGUCCCACCCGUCUUUGACAGCAUGUGUGCUAACAAUGGCAUGCGCUUCAUGAGAGCCUAUCAUGAGUACGACUACUUGUGGGACAUUGUCAUCGGCCACUACCCGCUGACCCAACAGCUGGUGUCUGAGCGUGGCUACAUUAUGUCCAAUGACAGCAACACCUUCAUUUUGGAUGUCCCUCUAUUUACAAUUGGAUACCGCUAUGAGAAUAUUACACUGCAGCAGUUCUAUGGCACUUUUGAACUUCUCACCAGAAAUGCUAAAACCCUGGAGAUUGAACAGUCUUCAGGCAAAUGCUGUCUCUUCCAAACCACUGAGCUCUUGGUGUGCUCUGCUGAGGGCGUGAUGACUGUAGUGAGUGACGUCACUAAAGUGGUACCUACUGCAGACCCUGCCCGAACCACACUAUUGGACCCAAGCUGCAGACCUCAAGAAACUGAUGAGAGCAGAGUCCUGUUCUCCUUUGGACUUAACACCUGUGGCACUAGAUUUCAGGUUGAUCAGCAGUAUGUGACUUAUGAAAACGAAAUCAUAUUUCAUGAGUUGUAUUCCACAGACAGCAAGCCAGUAAUCACGAGAGAUCCUGCAUACAGGAUGACCGUGAGGUGCAUUUACCCUGUACGUGGCACUGAAAGCCUCUCUGUGGACCGGAUGUUCAGAGCUGAGACUCCUGGAAUUGGACAAAUCAAAGAUCCUGUGAUGGGCAAGUUAAUUGGCUUAACUACCUGAGAGCCAUUUGGUCUCCAUGUAGGC